AUGGCGAAUGACGAACUCCAAUCUCUAGAUUUAGGUUACGACCCCAACUUCGUCCCCGAUUCCGUCAAAACCUUCGUCGUCCAUCUCUAUCGUCACAUCCGAGAGAAGAAUGUAUACGAGAUCCACCAGAUGUACGAAAGCUCCUUCCAAUCUCUAUCGGAGCGUCUCUUCAAGGACACUCCUUGGCCCUCCGUCGACGCCGUCGCUCAGUACGUCGACAACGACCAUGUCUUCUGUCUUCUGUACCGUGAGAUGUGGUUUCGCCACCUGUAUGCGCGUUUGACUCCUACUGUUCGCCAGAGAAUCGAUUCGUGGGAUAAUUACUGUAAUUUGUUCCAGUUUCAGAGUUUUUGUCAGUAUCGGGCUAAGAUGAAGAAUAAGAAUGAACAGGAAAUUGCUCUCUUGAGACAGUUUGAUCAGGCUUGGAAUGUUUUCGGUGUUUUGAACUUCUUGCAAGCUCUUGUUGAGAAGUCAACGAUUAUUCAGAUACUAGAGCAAGAGAAGCUAGGGCUUGAGCAAUUCACUGCUAAUGACGGUUAUGAUUACAAUGGGGGUAGCAAUGUCUUGAAGGUUUUGGGGUAUUUCGGUAUGGUUGGCUUGCUGAGGGUUCAUUGUCUCUUGGGUGAUUAUCAUACUGGUCUCAAGUGCUUGCAACCUAUUGAUAUUAGUCAGCCUGGUCUCUACACCAUUGUUAUUGGAUGCCACAUUACAACCAUUUAUCACUAUGGUUUUGCAAAUCUUAUGCUCCGCAGAUAUGUGGAAGCAAUUCGAGAAUUCAACAAAAUUCUCUUGUACAUCUUUAAGACAAAGAUGUAUCAUCAGAAAUCUCCUCAGUAUGAACAGAUUUUGAAGAAGAAUGAACAAAUGUAUGCCUUGUUGGCGAUAUCCCUCUCACUCUGUCCACAGAGCAGGCUCGUUGAUGAAACCGUGAACUCUCAGUUGCGAGAGAAGUAUGGUGAAAAGAUGACUAGAAUGCAACGGUAUGAUGAUGAGGCUUUUGCUAUGUAUGAUGAGCUCUUCUCAUAUGCAUGCCCCAAAUUUAUUACCCCAUCAGCGCCCAAUUUUGAUGAACCUCUAGUAAACUACAACCAGGAUGCCUAUAGACUUCAAUUGAAACUGUUCCUUUAUGAAGCAAAGCAGCAGCAGUUGUUAUCAGGUCUCCGGACAUUCUUGAAAGUAUAUUCAACAAUCUCCCUUGCAAAACUCGCCAGUUACAUGGAAGUAGAUGAACCAACCUUAAGGACUAUCUUGAUGACAUACAAGCACAAGACUCAUGCUGUCGAUACUGCUGGAAAAGUUAUAUCCAAUGCUGAUGUGGAUUUCUAUAUCGAUGAUGACACAGUUCAUGUUGUGGAGUCUAAACCUGCCAAAAGAUAUGGGGAUUACUUCCUGCGUCAGGUGGUUAAGCUUGAAGGAGUGAUCAAUGAGAUGGACAGUAUAAAGCUGGAGUGA
This is a messenger RNA of Vicia faba (fava bean), 1452 nucleotides long. The record is from the annotation of a GenBank genome assembly. Lineage: Eukaryota; Viridiplantae; Streptophyta; Magnoliopsida; Fabales; Fabaceae.